GUUUGAAUGCACAUCCAUUCAAGGGGCAGCUGCUUGGUGGUUGUCUGGUGGCCGUUGUUCUACCGCAUGUGUAAAUAGGCAAAAUGGGCGUGUUCUUCUUCCUCUAUAUUUUUCUUCUUAUGGGUGAUUUUUCUUCUUCAUCUUCAGCUCAAGAGGUUUAGGUGGUGGGAGCUAUGGAGAUAGAGGUGGGGAGUAGUAGUUACAGCGGUGGAGACGGUGAACGGAACGUGUCUGUGAAUGGAGCUGAGAGAGGGACUUACUUGGUGUGGGAGGAUCUGACGGUGGUGCUGCCAAACUUCGGGAAUAAACCAACCAGGAGGUUGCUUCAUGGGCUUCGUGGGUUUGCUGAGCCUGGUAGGAUCAUGGCUAUAAUGGGUCCUUCUGGGUCUGGGAAGUCCACUCUCCUUGAUUCAUUAGCAGGUAGACUCUCAAGAAAUGUUAUCAUGACUGGAAAUAUUCUUCUAAAUGGGAAGAAGAGGAGAGCAGACGACUAUGGUGCUGUUGCUUAUGUGACUCAAGAGGAUGUGUUGUUAGGAACUCUUACUGUCAGAGAAACCAUAACUUACUCGGCACAUUUGAGGCUUCCAACUAGAAUGACCAAAGAAGAAGUCAGUAGCAUCGUGGAGGGAACAAUCAUUGAAAUGGGUCUCCAAGAUUGUGCGGAUAGGUUGAUUGGAAACUGGCACUUAAGAGGUGUAAGUGGUGGGGAGAAGAAAAGAGUAAGCAUUGCACUCGAAAUCGUCACACGACCUUGUUUAUUGUUUCUCGAUGAACCCACUAGUGGCCUUGAUAGUGCCUCAGCUUUCUUUGUUGUUCAAACUCUUAGAAAUAUUGCACGUGAUGGAAGGACUGUUAUCUCUUCAAUUCACCAACCAAGUAGCGAAGUCUUUGCACUCUUUGAUGACCUCUUCUUACUAUCUAGUGGCGAAACUGUGUAUUUCGGAGAAGCAAAGUUGGCAGUACAGUUCUUUGCUGAAGCGGGUUUUCCAUGUCCAAGUAGAAGGAAUCCUUCUGAUCACUUCCUACGUUGUGUCAAUUCAGAUUUUGACAUUGUAACUGCCACAUUGAAAGGAUCUCAAAGACUUCAUGACGUCCAAACUUCAUCAGAUCCUUUCACGAAUUUGGCUACAGCAGAGAUCAAAGCAAUGCUUAUUGAGAAAUACAGGCGCUCACAAUAUGCAAAAAGUGCAGGAAAUAGGAUUCAAGCAUUAUCAACCAUUGAAGGGUUUGCACUUGAAAACAAAAUUUCAAGUCAAGCAAGUUGGUGGAAGCAACUUUUAACAUUAACGCAGAGAUCAGCUGUUAACAUGUCUAGAGAUGUGGGAUAUUACUGGUGUAGGAUAAUGAUCUAUAUUGUUGUAUCUAUAUGUGUGGGUACUAUCUAUUUUGAUGUUGGCACUGGCUACACAUCAAUCUUGGCCCGUGGAGCCUGUGGUGGAUUUGUGUCGGGGUUUAUGACAUUUAUGUCAAUUGGAGGCUUUCCAUCCUUUGUUGAAGAGAUGAAGGUUUUUUAUCGAGAGAGGCUUAAUGGGUAUUAUGGAGUAACUGUGUUUAUUCUAUCCAACUUCCUUUCUUCGUUCCCCUUCUUGGUUGCUAUUGCAUUUUCUACAGGGACUAUCACUUUCUACAUGGUGAAAUUUAGACCGGAGUUUUCUCAUUAUAUCUACUACAGUCUUAAUAUAUAUCUCUGCAUUUCGGUUAUAGAGAGCCUCAUGAUGGUUGUAGCUUCUUUGGUCCCAAAUUUCCUGAUGGGAAUUAUUGCAGGGGCGGGAAUCAUUGGAAUCUUCAUGCUGACCUCUGGUUUCUUCCGCUUGCUGGCCGAUCUUCCCAAGCCAUUUUGGCGCUAUCCAAUUUCCUAUCUCAGUUAUGGCUCAUGGGGACUAAAGGGUGCCUACAAGAAUGACUUGAUUGGGCUUGAAUUCGAUCCUCUAAUACCGGGUGACCCGAAAUUGAAGGGCAAGGAUGUUAUUGAAACAAUUUAUCGCAUGCCCAUUGAUCAUUCCAAGUGGUGGGACUUAGCUGCUCUAGUGCUUCUUGUUCUAUUUUACCGGUUACUUUUCUUCAUCGCUCUGAAGUUAAAGGAGAGAGCUUCCCCAUUGUUUCAGACACUUUAUAACAAGAGAGCCCUACAUCAUCUGGAUAAAAGGCCUUCUUUCAGGAAAAUACCGUCAGCUUUCCCUUCCAAGAGGCACCAACCUCUCCAUUCACUGUCUUCUCAAGAGGGUCUUAAUUCUCCUCUCCAGCACUAGAAGCAUGCACCAACUAAAAUUUGAGUUACAAGCCACAGAUUUUAUGGUGCAAUCUUAACUAUUAUGUCAUUAUUUUGUAGCUACUGCUCAAGGAUAAACAAAUGAAGCCAACAGUACAAAGUUUAUGUGGGAUUUAUAUAUAAAUAUUGUUUGGUAUUCUUUCUUAUUCAGAAAAGAAAUGUCAACAUAUAUGGGACACUGGCCAGCUUGUGUUGCUUUUUUUCAGAAUCUUCCAAGCUUGUAUUUACUGUGUGUCUGUCAUUAUUAUUUCGAAGACACACUCAAUGAAGACAUGUAUGGGUUUACAAUGU
This is a messenger RNA of Corylus avellana, 2560 nucleotides long. Its product is annotated as ABC transporter G family member 15. Gene Ontology annotation, cellular component: membrane. The record is from RefSeq and is a predicted model, not a curated record. NCBI's taxonomy places the organism in Eukaryota, Viridiplantae, Streptophyta, Magnoliopsida, Fagales, Betulaceae. Gene Ontology annotation, molecular function: ATP hydrolysis activity; ATP binding; ABC-type transporter activity.